AUCCAUCCCCGCGACGUGCCCACGCCAGCCUCCAAUCUGCACUUCACUUCCACCAAACGCCAGAAAUGUCCACUCCCUCCGCCUCCAAUGCGACCACCCCCAUAACCCCAGCCACCCUGACAUCCUCCAUAACGACCAAACUCUCCGCCUCCUUCGUCCACUUGAAAGACACGUCUGGCGGCUGCGGUCAAAUGUUUGAAGCAAUCAUAGUGUCCUCCCCCCAUACCCCCUCCCACCUUCCGCUUGCUGCCGCGCUGAUGGAGAAUUAUCAAGGUCACCCGUGUUCAAGGGCAAGACUACCCUAAUGCGACAUCGGGCGGCGAACGCGGCGCUGAAGGAGGAGAUCGCCGCGGUGCAUGCCUGGUCGCAGAAAUGCUUUACGGAGGAGGAAUGGGAGGAGAAGAAGGGGGAGUUUAUUCUUGAUUGAUGGAGGGUAACGGGGGUGUACGAUGAGGACUCCGUUUGCUAUUGGAGGAAGAGAGGAAAGAGUGAGAAGAGUGGGGGAGAAGAGAUGACACCCAUUAAUCGAUUCCAUCUACAAAUAAAAUACUAUGCCAU
Tuber aestivum (summer truffle) is the source of this 558-nucleotide messenger RNA. Lineage: Eukaryota; Fungi; Ascomycota; Pezizomycetes; Pezizales; Tuberaceae. The record is from the annotation of a GenBank genome assembly.